AUGGACCCUCCUGCUAUCCUGUCGUACGGCUCAAGCCCAACCAGCACUGCGCCCAUCCAGCGACCGGCGAUUCACCCCCAAUACGUGUUAGAAACCCCCUACCACAUGGCACACAUGGCUGGUCCGCAAGCAUCGAACUACCCUCCUAGCCACAACUUCCUCUUCCAGCAGUACCCGACGGCUUCUCCCCCGACGUCCCCCUUCAAGCACUACCCGGGGGAGUGCUCGGUUCCACGUCCGGCGGCACCUGGUCACGACGAGGUGCGUCCCGACUUUCGGAGCGGAUCCGUCCGGGCGCGUCCGGGAGAGCAGGAUGAGAAACCCGCGAUCAAGUACGAGCCGCAAACAGUGGCGGGGCCGUUGCCUGCGCAUAUUCCGCAGCCCCCGUCAAAAACGAUCACUCGGAAUGUCGCCGAGGACGAAGCUAACGAGGUGUCCUUCUCCACCCACAUCGACGCUCUGAUGAAGGUGAUCCAGCUGAAACACGAGCCGGAAAAUGUUAAUGACGCUACUCCCGCUGGUGUUACCAGUGUUACCGGUAGUGGUCGUCGCCGUGGCGAUGAUGGCGGGGGAGGAGGUGGUGGUGGUCUUAGGCGUGCUACCACCUACCCGUCUCAUCCCACUGUCGAUCAAGACAAGUUCAAUCUGCGCAAAGCGUCGUGUAGCCCGGAAGAGACAGCUGUCCCGAGUGAUGAGCAUGGGCGGGUACGCCAAAAACGUUACGUGUGCGACAUUAAGGGAUGCGGGAAGAAAUGCUCUCAAAAGACCCAGCUCGAGACUCACAAACGGGCCCAUACAGGAGAGAAACCCUAUGUGUGCCCCGAACCCAGGUGCGGUCUGAAGUUCUCACAGAGAGGCAACAUGAUGUCGCACACCCGCAUCCACACGGGGGAGAAGCCUUUCAUGUGUGAUAUCUGCGGGAAGUGCUUUGCUCAGCGUGGCAACCUAAAGCCGCACCGGCUCAUACACAGCAAGCUCAAGCCCUUCCGCUGCAUAUUUGACGGGUGCGGCAAGAUGUUCGGGCAACGGGGCAACCUAAAAAAUCACCACAACAAGUUCCACGCCGACAAGAUACAGGAUCUGACGCACAGGUUCAGCAACCUACCGCCCGGUGUUGAGCUUGAGGAACAUGACCACAAGUUGUUCCUGCAUUUUGCCGAACUCUACAAGAACAGCAACAAGGGCAUCAAAGGCCGAGGAAGGGAUCGCAAAAUCGCUCCGAAAACCAAGAGCCUGCGUGAGCCGAACAUGCCCCGUCAUUAUCCCGUUCAGGCUCUCCCGCCGGCUCACCAACCGCCGCAACGGCUCCCUGGACAGCCAGUCCUUCCGUACCCGGAUAGUUUUGGCGGUCACGGCGUGUCUCGAAACGGCCCUCAAAACAACAUGGCGGCGAGCCGAGACCAACACUCCGCCACUUAUGGGCUGUAUGAGAUGGAUCAGGCCAGCGUCGUUUCCACCGAGAAUACCGUCACCGCCUCCACCAGUCCGGGCACUGUCUACGAGGAGGAACACGGUCGUCCCUACGGAUAUCCUCGCGUCUAUUAG
This is a messenger RNA of Durotheca rogersii, 1545 nucleotides long. RefSeq lists its product as uncharacterized. The record is from RefSeq and is a predicted model, not a curated record. Lineage: Eukaryota; Fungi; Ascomycota; Sordariomycetes; Xylariales; Xylariaceae. The transcript is spliced from 4 exons. The coding region runs from base 1 to 1545 and encodes 514 amino acids.